UCUAACGAAAGUGAAAAUUCACGUGGGUAGUCUCGUGGGCGUGUCCAAUAGUUCCGUAUAUGCUUCUAACCCUUUUUUGUAGGUGUUGGUCCCUGCACCCGGCUGGAGUAGUCUUAUCCCCGUCUGGGUGUAGGAUACCUCAUAUAUAUAUACAGUACAGUAUAUUAUUCUGAUCGGUUUCUAGGGUUUCGAUCUCGUCGUUUCGAUUCAAGCACGUAGAGAAAGUAUUUCUAAAUCUGAAUUGGGUGAGCGGCACUGGCCACUGAGAAUCAAUAAUGGGUGUCGCUGCGAAGGAAGACGAUGGUUUGAAGAAAUUGGAGUACCUUUCGUUGGUCUCAAAGGUAUGUACUGAACUCGAGUCACACUUAGGGUUUGGUGACAAGGUCUUGGCCGAAUUCAUCACCGAGAUGGGCCGGAACUGCGAAAAAGUCGAGGAUUUCGACGCCCAGUUGAAGCAAAACGGCGCCGAGAUGCCCGACUACUUCGUCCGCACGCUUUUAACUAUUAUCCACGCCAUCUUGCCCCCAAACCCUAAGUCCAAAUCCGUAAAGGAAUCCAAGAGAGAAAGCAAUAAAUCGAGUUUUCCAGGUCUGGGGGUUGGUGAUAGUAGAGAGAGAGUCAAAGAGCUAGAGAGAGAAAUCGAGAUGGAAACCAAGGAUCUCGAUAGGGAGAGGAGAGAGAGGCGUAGCAACAGAGAUGUGGAGGAAAGGGGUGAUAGAGAUGAAAGGCAUAGGGGUGAUAGAGACAAAGAGGAUAGAGGAAGGGGGAGGUAUCGGGAUAGGGAUAAGCACGACAGGCAUGGGAGAGAUGGGUAUGAAGAUGAUGGGGAUAAUGGUAGGAGGGAGAGAAAGAAUGAUGCGGAAAGACAGGAUAGGCAUAGGAGAGAUGGGUAUGAAGAAGAUGGGAAUAACAAAGGGGAUGAUGAUAGGAGGGAGAGAAGGAAUGAUAGGCAUCGGAGAGAUGGGUACGAAGAACAUGGGGAUAACAAAGGGGAUGAUGAUAGGAGGGAGAGAAGGAAUGACAGGAAUAGGAGAGAUGGGUAUGAACGUGAUGAGGGUCAUGAUAGGAAGGAGAGAAGGAAUAAUGGGCCCAGGUCGGACGAGCCGGAAUUGUAUCAGGUGUAUAAGGGAAGAGUGUCGAGAGUGAUGGAAACGGGUUGUUUUGUUCAGCUCAGUGAGUUUAGGGGUAAAGAGGGUCUGGUCCAUGUUUCCCAGAUUGCGACUCGGAGGAUUGGCAACGCUAAGGACGUAGUGAAACGCGACCAGGAGGUUCAUGUGAAGGUGAUAUCUGUUUUGGGGCAGAAGUUGAGUCUUUCGAUGAGGGAUGUUGAUCAGAAUACCGGUGAAGACCUACUUCCGCUGAAAAAGAGGUCGGGCGAUGAUGAUGCUUUUAGGGCAAAUCCUUCGGGAUUGAAUGGUGGGGGGCCAAAGAUCAGGACAGGUCUUUCUGGGAUUAGAAUCAAUGACGAAGAUGUUGCUGUCCCGUCACGCCGGCCGUUGAAGAGGAUGAGUUCGCCAGAGAUAUGGGAAGCUAAUCAGCUGGUGGCUGCAGGAGUUAUGAGUGUUAGGGAGAACCCCAUGUAUGAUGAAGAAGGCGAUGGUGUUUUAUAUCAAGAAGAGGGUGCUGAGGAAGAGCUUGAAAUCGAGCUAAAUGAAGAUGAACCAGCCUUUUUGCAGGGACAAAGCCGGUACUCUAUGGACAUGUCACCUGUUAAGAUUUUCAAGAAUCCUGAAGGGUCCUUGAGUCGCGCGGCAGCCCUUCAGUCUGCUCUCAUAAAGGAGCGGAGGGAAGUGAGGGACCAGCAGCAGAGAACAAUGCUUGAUUCUAUUCCAAAAGAUCUCAAUCGUCCUUGGGAAGAUCCGAUGCCAGAGACAGGCGAGAGGCAUCUAGCACAAGAGCUUAGGGGUGUUGGUUUAUCGGCGUAUGACAUGCCUGAAUGGAAAAAGGAUGCUUUUGGGAAAUCCCUAACUUUUGGUCAGAGAUCAAAGCUUUCUAUCCAGGACCAGAGGCAGAGUUUGCCUAUUGCCAAAUUGAAGCGUGAAUUGAUUCAGGCUGUGCAUGACAAUCAAGUUUUGGUUGUAAUUGGUGAGACAGGUUCAGGGAAAACAACACAAGUCACGCAAUACCUAGCUGAAGCAGGGUACACUACCAAGGGAAAGAUUGGUUGCACUCAGCCUCGUAGGGUGGCUGCAAUGUCCGUGGCCAAAAGGGUUGCCGAAGAAUUUGGCUGCCGAUUGGGUGAGGAAGUUGGAUACGCCAUUCGUUUCGAGGAUUGUACUGGACCCGACACCGUGAUUAAGUAUAUGACUGACGGUAUGCUUCUAAGAGAGAUUUUGAUUGACGAGAAUUUAUCACAGUAUGCAGUUGUAAUGCUUGAUGAAGCUCAUGAGAGGACAAUCCACACUGAUGUGCUUUUUGGACUGCUGAAGCAACUUGUGAAGAGGAGACCUGAUCUUCGAUUGAUUGUCACUUCUGCCACAUUAGAUGCUGAGAAAUUUUCAGGGUAUUUCUUUAACUGCAAUAUUUUCACAAUUCCUGGAAGAACUUAUCCCGUGGAGAUACUCUAUACCAAACAGCCAGAAAGUGACUACCUAGAUGCAUCUCUUAUCACCGUUAUGCAAAUCCACUUGACAGAACCUGAGGGUGAUAUCCUCCUCUUCUUAACUGGUCAAGAGGAGAUCGAUCAUGCAUGCCAGUGUCUUUACGAGAGGAUGAAAGGGUUAGGAAAAAAUGUUCCUGAAUUAAUUAUUUUACCGGUUUACAGUGCUCUUCCAAGCGAAAUGCAAUCUAGGAUCUUUGAACCUGCACCUCCAGGAAAGAGGAAAGUGGUCGUGGCAACCAAUAUUGCAGAAGCCUCUUUGACCAUUGACGGUAUAUUUUAUGUGAUUGACCCUGGUUUUGCAAAGCAAAAUGUUUACAAUCCAAAACAAGGGCUUGAUUCACUGGUUAUAACUCCCAUUUCACAAGCAUCAGCCAAACAGCGAGCUGGCAGAGCUGGGCGAACUGGCCCCGGAAAAUGUUAUCGGCUUUACACCGAAAGCGCGUUUCACAACGAAAUGUCCCCUGCCUCAGUUCCAGAAAUACAAAGAAUUAAUCUUGGAACGACUACUCUUACUAUGAAAGCUAUGGGAAUAAAUGAUCUCCUAUCAUUUGAUUUCAUGGACCCGCCUUCUCCCCAAGCUCUCAUUUCUGCCAUGGAACAGCUGUACAGUCUUGGAGCUCUGGAUGAGGAGGGGCUUCUGACUAAAUUGGGUAGGAAAAUGGCGGAAUUUCCAUUGGACCCACCAUUGUCUAAGAUGCUUCUAGCCAGUGUGGAUCUCGGGUGUAGUGAUGAGAUUUUGACAAUCAUUGCGAUGAUUCAGACCGGAAACAUCUUUUACAGGCCAAGAGAGAAACAAGCCCAGGCGGAUCAAAAGAGAGCCAAGUUUUUCCAGCCUGAGGGAGAUCAUCUGACAUUACUUGCUGUUUAUGAGGCUUGGAAGGCGAAGAACUUUUCAGGUCCGUGGUGUUUUGAGAAUUUUGUUCAGUCUCGUUCCUUGAGGAGGGCACAGGAUGUCCGUAAGCAGCUUCUCACCAUCAUGGACAGGUAUAAAUUGGAUGUCGUUUCUGCUGGGAAGAAUUUUACUAAAGUUCGUAAGGCCAUAACUGCUGGGUUCUUCUUCCACGGAGCAAGGAAGGAUCCUCAAGAAGGUUAUAGAACUCUAGUUGAAAACCAACCAGUGUAUAUACACCCCAGCAGUUCUGUGUUUCAGAGACAGCCGGACUGGGUCGUCUACCAUGAGCUAGUGAUGACUACAAAGGAGUAUAUGCGAGAGGUCACGGUCAUUGACCCUAAAUGGCUUGUGGAGCUAGCUCCAAGAUUCUUUAAAGUGGCGGAUCCCACAAAAAUGAGCAAACGCAAACGUCAAGAACGGAUUGAACCACUUUAUGACAGAUACCAUGAACCCAACUCUUGGCGUUUGAGUAAAAGACGUGCUUGAUUUUUCCUUUAAAGGUUAUGAGGCGAACUUUGCCAUAAAAGAUACUUGAGGGUUGCUCAUGACUGUUGUUUAUUUUUUCAGAAUGUUGUAAAUAUUUUCUCAAACCUUGUUGCUAAUUGUAUGAGGUUAAGUUUGGGGAGGAUGGAUGGACAAGGGUAUCAUAUUUUCCUGAUUUAUAGAGAUUUCAUAUAUUUCAUCUCAGAUUUCUAAUCA
Messenger RNA from Rhododendron vialii, 4193 nucleotides. RefSeq names its product probable pre-mRNA-splicing factor ATP-dependent RNA helicase DEAH5. Gene Ontology annotation, biological process: mRNA splicing, via spliceosome; spliceosomal complex disassembly. Bases 276 to 3980 code for a protein of 1234 amino acids. The record is from RefSeq and is a predicted model, not a curated record. The transcript is spliced from 2 exons. Gene Ontology annotation, molecular function: RNA helicase activity; ATP binding; RNA binding. NCBI's taxonomy places the organism in Eukaryota, Viridiplantae, Streptophyta, Magnoliopsida, Ericales, Ericaceae. Gene Ontology annotation, cellular component: catalytic step 2 spliceosome; intracellular anatomical structure.